AUGGCUGCUCAACUGCGCUGCCGCUCGGUGCUCAUCACCGGCUCCAGCAGGGGCAUCGGGUUAGGGCUGGUCCGGGGCCUCCUGGCCGCCUCCCCCGCGCCCGACUUCGUCCUCGCCACCUGCCGCUUCCCGGAGAAGGCCCAGGAACUUCAACAACUCAGCAAGAAGUACAGCAACCUGAAACUUCUUCAGCUCGAUGUGGUUUCCGAAAGCAGCAUCAAGAAAGUGGUCCAAGAAGUGGAAGAUAUUGUCGGGGAGAAAGGGUUGAAUUGCUUGGUCAACAACGCCGGCAUCAACGUGGUGGCCACCCUGGAAGAAGUCACGGCCGAGACGAUGCUUAGCAUCUACGAGACGAACACGGUUGCCCAGCUGAUGGUCACCAAAGCUUUUCUCCCCCUGCUGAGGAAAGCUGCCCAGCAGAGCACUGGAAUGGGGUGCCACCGUGCGGCUAUUGUCAACAUGUCCUCAAUAUCGGCUUCCAUGGAGCUCGUCGAGGACAACGACUUCCGUAUGGUGUACCCGUACAGGAUAGCAAAGACGGCGCUGAAUAUGAUCACGAGGUGCCUGGCCGUGGAUCUGGAGCCGGAUGGGAUCCUUUGCGUCUCUCUGCAUCCAGGCUGGAUCGAAACGGAUAUGGGAGGAAGCCUGGCUCCCUUAAAAGUCCAGGAUGCCAUCCCCGGGAUCCUCUCCGUUCUGGUUCAUCUCAGUGAAAAAGACAAUGGAAGUUUCCUGAAUGGCCAAGGGGGGACCCUGCCCUGGUAG
Messenger RNA from Euleptes europaea (tarantolino), 762 nucleotides. Its product is annotated as C-factor-like. The record is from RefSeq and is a predicted model, not a curated record. Lineage: Eukaryota; Metazoa; Chordata; Lepidosauria; Squamata; Sphaerodactylidae. The coding region runs from base 1 to 762 and encodes 253 amino acids. The transcript has 6 exons.